AUGGCACCUUAUGAGGUGCUAUAUGGCAUAAAGUGUAGGUCCCCUCUGUAUUGGAUAGAAGUUGGAGAGGCAAAGGUACAUGAUGUAGACCUGGUGCAGUACACUGCAGAGAUGGUAUCUUUAAUCAGGGAGCGAUUGAAAACAGCCUUCAGCAAGCAGAAGAGCUACCCAGAUCCUAGGCGAAAAGAUGUAGAAUUUGUAGUGGGUGACUAUAUAUUUCUGAAGGUCUCCCCUAUGAAGGGAGUUAUGAGAUUUGAGAAGAAGGGAAAGCUAGCACCCCAAUAUAUAGGACCUUUUGAGAUCACGGACAGAGUGAGAGCAGUUGCCUAUCGGCUGGAGUUAUCACCAAGCCUUUCAUAUGUCCACCUAAUGUUUCACAUCUCCAUGCUUAGGAAGUAUAUACCUGAUCUUUCCCAUGUGCUACAACCUGAUACAGUGGACUUGAAUGAAAACUUAACCUUCGAGGAGCAGCCAGUAGCUAUAGUGGACUAUAAGAUGAGACAGCUGCAGUCAAAGUAG
Messenger RNA from Hevea brasiliensis (rubber tree), 519 nucleotides. RefSeq lists its product as uncharacterized. Bases 1 to 519 code for a protein of 172 amino acids. The transcript has a single exon. The record is from RefSeq and is a predicted model, not a curated record. NCBI's taxonomy places the organism in Eukaryota, Viridiplantae, Streptophyta, Magnoliopsida, Malpighiales, Euphorbiaceae.